UCCUCAUCUUUGUUGAUUUAUCCAUUGAAUCAAGCAGGUCAAGAUUUUACACUGAGGAAGUCAAAUUUGGUGGAUAAAUUGAGACGACAUUAACCGUCAAUUUCAGGAUUCCUACUUGUGACAUUUGUUGGGUGCUGUUCUGAGUUUUUUUUUUUUUUUCUGUUGAACGGGUGACUUAGUUGGAAAAACGAAUGGAUAGUUUAACAUUUUUUUUUUCCAAGAGGAAGCACUCAUUUUCACUUGAUCAGUUAUUAAGGUGGAGAGAAAUCGCUAUUAUUUCUGUGUCAAAUGAUCCAAAGCGACUGGAUGUGAAAAAUGCCGGCUAAGGACUGUUUGAUUUUUUUAAUGCAGAUUUUUGUCGUGAACAGGACAACAAAAUGUGUUUAAAGGUGCUAUAUUUAGGUUUUUUUUUCCCCCCAAGCGUGCGCAUUGGUGACACUUGUGGGGCGGGGAGGAAUUUUUGUUGUUUAUUUUCGUGGCUGCUACCUGUCUGGCUCGUGGCUAGCCGAGCAGCGAACGCGCUGCGGUUAGCUUCGCCGACCGCUCGCAUGCGUCGCCAUUUACACCAGGGCGACGGAUAAAAACCGAUUCGGGACACCCGGAACAAACUGCUACGCCGCGACCGGGCUCCGUGGGACCGUCACGGAAAGAAAGAACGAGAGAGACCCUCCCCAAGGGCCAAGGAUGUCCAUCGCCAGCACGCCCACGAGCAACGACGCCUGCCUGAGCAUCGUGCACAGCCUGAUGUGCCACAGGCAAGGCGGCGAGAGCGAGAGCUUCGCCAAGCGAGCCAUCGAGAGCCUGGUCAAGAAGCUGAAGGAAAAGAAGGACGAGCUGGACUCCCUCAUCACGGCCAUCACGACCAACGGCGCGCACCCCAGCAAGUGCGUCACCAUACAGCGCACCUUAGACGGCCGCCUCCAGGUCGCGGGACGGAAAGGUUUCCCCCACGUGGUCUACGCGCGACUCUGGCGGUGGCCCGAUCUGCACAAGAACGAGUUGAAACACGUCAAAUACUGCCAGUAUGCCUUUGACCUCAAAUGUGACAACGUUUGUGUCAACCCGUACCACUAUGAGAGAGUGGUCUCGCCGGGGAUUGACCUAUCGGGACUAACACUUUCAAACACAGGUCCACUCGUGGUAAAAGACGAGUACGACUACGAGGGCCAGCAGUCUCACCACGGCGCCGACGGCCACCUGCAGAUCAUCCGGCAUCCCCCGUCCAGGCCCGGCCCGCCGGAGCCGUUCGGCGGCCCUGCGCUACUCCCGCCGCCGCCGCCGGAGGUCAGCGGCCCGGCUUCGGCGUCCGCCUUCUCCGCCAUCGGCGCGGGACCCUCAAAUUCCACGGCCAACUGGAGCCGAGGCAGCAGCUUCACACCUGCGGUGCCGGCGCAUCAAAAUGGCCACCUGCAGCACCAUACGCCCAUGCCUCACACGGGGCACUAUUGGUCUGUCAGCAAUGAAAUCGCAUUCCAGCCGCCGAUCUCCAACCACCCGGCUCCAGAAUACUGGUGCUCCAUCGCGUACUUCGAGAUGGACGUCCAGGUCGGCGAGACGUUCAAGGUGCCCUCCACGUGCCCGAUAGUGACGGUGGACGGCUACGUAGACCCGUCCGGCGGCGACCGCUUCUGCCUGGGCCAGCUCAGCAACGUCCACAGGACUGAAAACAUCGAGAGGGCCCGGCUUCACAUCGGCAAAGGCGUGCAGCUGGAGUGCAAAGGCGAAGGAGACGUGUGGGUGCGCUGCUUGAGCGACCACGCCGUGUUCGUUCAGAGCUACUACCUGGACCGAGAGGCGGGGCGCGCCCCCGGGGACGCAGUCCACAAGAUCUACCCCAGCGCUUACAUCAAGGUGUUCGACCUACGUCAGUGCCACCGGCAGAUGCAGCAGCAGGCGGCCACGGCCCAGGCGGCGGCGGCGGCCCAGGCGGCGGCGGUGGCCGGGAAUAUACCCGGUCCGGGUUCCGUGGGCGGCAUCGCUCCUGCAAUCAGUUUGUCGGCAGCGGCGGGCAUCGGCGUGGACGACCUGCGCCGGCUGUGCAUCCUGCGCAUGAGCUUCGUGAAGGGCUGGGGGCCCGACUACCCGCGGCAAAGCAUCAAGGAGACGCCGUGCUGGAUCGAGAUCCACCUCCACCGCGCCCUGCAGCUCCUGGACGAGGUACUGCACACCAUGCCCAUCGCGGACCCGCAGCCUCUCGACUAAAGAUCGGAAGACUGUAGUCCGAGGCCCCGAAGAGGACUGCGGGCGGCGGUAGGGAUGGAAGCGACGACGCGCGGUCGGCGGUAAUCGCGCGCCGGCGCUACUAGCAAUGCGGUACACUGGAGACGCGGCGCAAGUCAGUAUUUUUAAGCGAGCGCUCAAAAAAAAACUGGAGAAAGCUUCCGACUGUCACACACGCAUCUCAAUACAAAUCAAAUAUGCUGGAAAAACUCAAAAUGUAUUUCUGUAGUUGGAUUUUGAAAAGUGAAUGGCGCAGAUUUUAUUAAAGACUAACUACAUUUGUACCUCAUUUCCUGUUUCUAUAUUUAUAUCCGGAUAAAUAUCGUGAAAAAUUUCACUUUUUCAUUUGAACUACCGGAAUAUUGUUUUCCACCAUAUUCUGACCGAACGACAAUUUUGGCUUUCGCUGUCGUCGGGCACCAGUAAUAUUUAAUCCAAAUCAUUGAGCGUCAGAUGGGAGUCCGCUGAUGUUGGCGGUCCAGUUUUCCGUCACGGGUUCUCUCCAGAUGCGGUUUCACAUCGAGUAGUUUUCUCUCCUUCCGCUCACAUCGGUUUGCCGCUAAUAUUUCAUUUUUUUUCCACCUUAACCGUCAUUAUGGAGUCAUUUUUAGGGAUCGGAUGUUCGUAUUUAUUCUAAGAAUGGUUUAAAUUAGUCACCUGCUAAAGAUUACACAAAAGGGACUUAAAAAAAAAAAAAACUGUCAACUAUUCCAAUACAAGUAUUAGUUUAUGGCAAUCCACCAAGAAUUUAUAAAAAUGACCAGUU
Molecule: messenger RNA, 2986 nt
Organism: Syngnathoides biaculeatus (alligator pipefish)
Lineage: Eukaryota; Metazoa; Chordata; Actinopteri; Syngnathiformes; Syngnathidae
Gene: smad4a
Product: SMAD family member 4a
Exons: 11
Coding region: 685-2202 (505 amino acids)
Biological process (GO): regulation of transcription by RNA polymerase II; cell differentiation; SMAD protein signal transduction
Cellular component (GO): heteromeric SMAD protein complex
Molecular function (GO): DNA-binding transcription factor activity, RNA polymerase II-specific; I-SMAD binding; RNA polymerase II cis-regulatory region sequence-specific DNA binding
Source: RefSeq, a predicted model, not a curated record